Molecule: messenger RNA, 210 nt
Organism: Fusarium verticillioides 7600
Lineage: Eukaryota; Fungi; Ascomycota; Sordariomycetes; Hypocreales; Nectriaceae
Exons: 1
Coding region: 1-210 (69 amino acids)
Source: RefSeq, a predicted model, not a curated record
AUGUGUUUCGGCAGUGAACCCAAGCCUAGGACCAAGUACUACUAUCACGAAGAGAUUACACCUUCUAGGCGAUACACAGGCCAUCAUCACCAUCACCACCAUCACCAUCAUCACUCACGCUCUCCCCGAGCAAGCUACACCAGUGUCUCUAGACGGUCCUACAGCCACAGCCCACGAAACAGUGGCACUGUUGUCUAUGAGCGCUAUUGA